Molecule: messenger RNA, 510 nt
Organism: Acanthosepion pharaonis
Lineage: Eukaryota; Metazoa; Mollusca; Cephalopoda; Sepiida; Sepiidae
Source: the annotation of a GenBank genome assembly
AUGAUUCUUAUUUUUCUUUCUUUUUUUUCAUUUUUUUCUUUCUUUUUUUUUUUUUCCUCCGGUCAUUCUUCAUUUUUUCUUUUUUUUCUCAUUUUUUUUUUUUUUCUUUUUUUUCUCUUUUUUCUUUCUUUUUUAUUUCAUUUUUUCUUUUUUUCUUUUUUUUCUUUUUCUUUUCUUCUUUUUAUUAUUCUUUUUUCUUCUGUCUUCUUCUUUUUUUCUUUUUUCUUUAUUUCUUCAUUUUCUUUCUUUUUUUUUCUCUUUUUUUUUCUUUCUUUCUUCUUUCUUUUUUUUUUUCUUUUUUUUCUUCAUUCUUUUCUUUCUUCAUUUUUUUUUUUCUUUCUUUUUAACUUCCUUCAUUUCUUUUCUUUUUUUUUUCCUUCUUUUUUUUUUCCUCCUUUCUGUCUUCAUUUUCUCUUUCUUUUUUACUGUAUCAUUCUUCUUUCUUUUUUUUCUCUCUUUUAUUUCUUCAUUCUUCUUUUCUUCAUUUUCUCUUUUAUUCUUCUUUUUUAA